UACAACGCCUGCGAUUCCAUACACGCCAAGAAUCCACCGACUCUACAGCACUCUCAAAUCUUUUGCCUUUCAAAUCCAGACAAUCAUUUUGCUUACAGAUUUUGUUCUUUAAAUCUUGCUGCACCCAGUUUACCCUUUUGACAUAGAUAAAAUGGAAGUUUCUGGUGUUGCUCCUUCAAGGAGGAGCUUGAGCUUGGAUCAGUUCCAAAAGGAAGGAUCUUCGGAUGCCCAGGUACAGAGUUUUGAGCUAGGAUUGUACGAUGAUAAUGAUGGGCAUAAUAAUCAUCAAUUUCAUUCAAUGAAUGCAUUGGAGAUCUUGAGAGAAACUGUGAGGAUUCUUCGGUGCAAUUCCUCAUCGUUUAUGAUAAUUGCUGCAUUGCUUAUUUGUCCAGUAUCUGCCAUUGUUUUGUCAAAUGUGUUUGUUGAUCAGUCUAUUGUGAAAAGACUUACCAUUAGGCUUUUGUUGGUUGCAAAGUCUAGUGGACUCCCAUUGAGGCCUUUUGUCAAACAGUCUUGUCACCAUUUGUCCGAGAUGGCUAUUGCUUCAGCAAUGUACUUCCCUUUGUUUAUCACAUUGUCUUUGUUGUCGAAAGCUGCUGUAGUUUACUCUGUAGAUUGCACUUAUUCUAGGCAGAAUAUAGAUGUUUCGAAGUUUAUAGGGAUUAUGAGUAAAAUCUGGAGAAGGGUUGUCUCAACAUACUGGUGGGCAUGUAUGAUGAUUGUUGGCUGCAUUACUCUUUUCUGUGUUCUUCUCUUGGCUAUUUGUAGUUUGCUUUCCGUAAUCGGGUUUCCACCUGCGUUAAAUUUGUAUGCUGGAAUAUUGGUGGGUUUAGUAUUCUCAGUUGUUUUCGCCAAUGCAAUUGUUAUUUGCAACAUUGCUAUAGUGAUCUCUGUAUUGGAGGAUGUUUCAGGGCCACAGGCUUUGCUUCGAUCCAGUAUUUUGAUUAGGGGACAGACGCAGGUCGGUCUUCUCAUAUAUCUUGGAUCAACAAUUGGGUUGGCUUUUGUGGAAGGGUUGUUUGAGCAUAGGGUGAAAACAUUGAGUUAUGGAGAUGGAUCUUCGAGGAUUUGGGAAGGUCCACUUUUGGUGAUUAUGUAUUCCUUUGUAGUGCUUAUUGAUCUGAUGAUGAGUGCAAUAUUCUACUUCAGUUGUAGAUCUUAUAGGACAGAAGCCUCUGAUGCUGAAUCACAAUCAAUUUUAGAAACAAUCAGUAUUUCUGAUGAAUCAGUGGGUGUUCAAUAACAUAUUCUGUAAAUUGAUUACCAUUCUGAAAAUUUUCUUCGGUGACGAAGGUGGCAGCAGCUAUGAGAAAAUUUGCAUUGCUAGCUGCAUUUUCUCACCACUAACGAGCAACAAAGAUGGAAACUCCGGAACCAUUUGCAUUGAAAGGCUCGUGAUUAUUGAAAACAUCAGGUUACUGUCUGAUCUUCAAUAGAAAAUGUCACUCAAAUGCAAAGGUUGCAUUUCGCGUCUCUAGUUUCCUACAGGAAGAGAAAUAAAAACAAAAAGGUAUAUGAACUAUGAAGUAUAGUAAAAAUUGAUGUAGAAAAUGGUAAUCCUUGAAGGUAAAAUUUUGAAACUUAAAUUAACUGUUAUUUAUUUAUUUAUUUAUUUAUUCAUAUUGGAUGGAUUUUUUCUGUGUUUUUCAGAUAAUUAUUCCUCUUUCUUCUGCAUAGUGUCCAAAUGUUGGACUUUAUCCUGAAUGUUUAAUGACUGCUUAAUAAUGUCAUCAACAGGUUGAUAUUGGAUUGUAAUUAGAGCUAGGUGUGAUUAAUUGAAUUGAUGAGAUCUUUUUCCCCAAGGAUUAGGAUUCAGGGGCAUUGUAUUGUAACUAAGAAAUUGUUGGAAAUGCCAGUUGAUCAACUAUUUACCAUCUGUUUAGAUUGGAAUUUUAUUGUCAUGCAAUCUUCAGGAUUUUUCUU
This is a messenger RNA of Ricinus communis (castor bean), 1923 nucleotides long. RefSeq lists its product as uncharacterized. Bases 152 to 1243 code for a protein of 363 amino acids. The record is from RefSeq and is a predicted model, not a curated record. NCBI's taxonomy places the organism in Eukaryota, Viridiplantae, Streptophyta, Magnoliopsida, Malpighiales, Euphorbiaceae. The transcript has 2 exons.